CCAGCAACCCAUCCAUACUUUCAGCUGUUGAUACAAAAAGAGAAGAGAGAAUGGCGGAGCCAAACCCAGAGUUGAGUGAUCUUAUUACUCAAACAAAGAAGAAAAAUAUAGUGCCAAAGUUCACCGAAACCUUCCCCGUGGAGGACACGGCCUACCCUUACAGCGCCUUCAUCACCUCCGUCCGGAAAGACGUGAUCAAAUACUGCACCAACCAUACAGGCAUCGUCCAGCCCGUGCUGCCGCUGGAGAAGAAUGUCCCCGAGCUCUGGUUCUACACCGAGCUCAAAACGAAGACCAGGUCCAUCACGCUCGCCAUACGUAUGGACAACCUCUACCUGGUCGGCUUCAGGACCCCCGGCGGGGUGUGGUGGGAGUUCGGCAAGGACGGCGACACCCACCUCCUCGACGACAACGCCAAGUGGCUCGGCUUUGGCGGCCGGUACCAGGACCUCAUCGGCAGUAAGGGCCUGGAGACCGUCACCAUGGGCCGUGCCGAAAUGACCACGGCCGUCAACUACCUGGCGAAGAAGACGACGACGACACUAGCAGAGGCGGCGGAGGAGGAGGAGGAGCUGCUGCUGCUGCAGGCAGCGGCUGACCCCAAAGCCGAGGAGAAGAGCAACCUGGCGAAGCUAGUGAUCAUGGUAUGCGAGGGGCUGCGGUUCUUCACCGUGUCCCGCAAGGUAGACGAGGGGUUCAAGAAGCCGCAAGCGGUGACCAUAUCGGCGCUGGAGGGGAAGCAGGUGCAGAAAUGGGACAGGAUCUCGAAAGCCGUCUUCAGGUGGGCCGUCGACCCGACCGCUGAGAUCCCCGACAUGAAGGAUCUUGGCAUCAAAGAUAAAAACGCAGCUGCGCAGAUCGUUGCGCUCGUUAAGGACCAAAACUAGUGCUGCUGCUGCUACUACAUAUGAGAACAACGAGGAGGUCUCUGAUGAUCCAUCCACGUGGUACAGUAGCAGUAUACUCCUAGUGCUAGUAUAUAGGAGUAUGUUACUGUGCAAAUAAAUACACCCGGCGUACGUGGUGUUCCUCGUAUCCCUCUACUUGCUUGCAUAGCGUCGAUUGAAUUUCUUUGCAAAAGACCGCAAUUAACUUCC
Messenger RNA from Zea mays, 1097 nucleotides. RefSeq names its product ribosome-inactivating protein. The record is from RefSeq and is marked validated. Gene Ontology annotation, biological process: negative regulation of translation. Gene Ontology annotation, molecular function: rRNA N-glycosylase activity. The coding region runs from base 51 to 887 and encodes 278 amino acids. The transcript has a single exon. NCBI's taxonomy places the organism in Eukaryota, Viridiplantae, Streptophyta, Magnoliopsida, Poales, Poaceae.